Messenger RNA from Abrus precatorius (Indian licorice), 827 nucleotides. RefSeq names its product aquaporin TIP4-1. Lineage: Eukaryota; Viridiplantae; Streptophyta; Magnoliopsida; Fabales; Fabaceae. Gene Ontology annotation, biological process: transmembrane transport; water transport. The record is from RefSeq and is a predicted model, not a curated record. Gene Ontology annotation, molecular function: water channel activity. The transcript has 3 exons. The coding region runs from base 12 to 752 and encodes 246 amino acids. Gene Ontology annotation, cellular component: membrane.
GUGAAUAAGCCAUGGCCAAAUUCGCCAUUGGAACUACCCGAGAGGUCACUCAGCCAGAUUGCAUUCAGGCUCUCGUCGUUGAAUUCAUAGCCACCUUUCUAUUUGUCUUUGUUGGCGUUGGUUCUUCCAUGGUUGUUGAUAAGCUAGGUGGGGAUGCACUUGUGGGGUUGUUUGCUGUGGCCGUGGCACAUGCACUUGUGGUGGCUGUAAUGAUCUCCGCCGCCCACAUUUCCGGUGGCCACCUCAAUCCCUCCGUCACCCUCGGCCUCCUCGCCGGCGGUCAUAUAACCCUCUUCCGUUCCAUCCUUUAUUGGAUUGACCAAUUAGUAGCAUCAGCAGCUGCUUCUUAUCUGCUUUACUACCUCACAGGAGGACAGACAACUCCAGUUCAUACGCUGGGCAGUGGAGUGGGGUAUGGUCAAGGAGUGAUUUGGGAGAUUGUGUUGACAUUCUCAUUGCUGUUCACUGUGUAUGCUACAAUGGUUGAUCCAAAGAAAGGAGCACUUGCUGGAAUUGGACCAACGUUGGUUGGGUUUGUAGUUGGGGCUAACAUCCUUGCUGGUGGGGCAUAUUCAGCUGCUUCUAUGAACCCAGCAAGGUCUUUUGGUCCUGCCUUGGUUACUGGCAAUUGGACUGAUCAUUGGGUUUACUGGGUUGGACCCCUCAUUGGUGGUGCUCUUGCUGGUUUCACCUACGAGACUUUCUUCAUUGACCGAUCCCAUGUUCCUCUUUCUCCAGAUGAAGAAUCUUAAUCAGUAAUUAAUAGCAUGCAUUAGCAACUUAAUUGUAUUUUCCUAAGCAUAUCUAGUCAUCUUUGUUUUCUGUGU